Messenger RNA from Bactrocera neohumeralis, 1477 nucleotides. RefSeq lists its product as uncharacterized. The record is from RefSeq and is a predicted model, not a curated record. The coding region runs from base 1 to 1458 and encodes 485 amino acids. The transcript has 3 exons. NCBI's taxonomy places the organism in Eukaryota, Metazoa, Arthropoda, Insecta, Diptera, Tephritidae.
AUGUACCAUUUUCCAGAUAUUUUUGUUUUCCUGUGCUUAUUCGCGAGUGGCUGCUUCUUCGGCUAUUACUGCAAGCAUGCCUACGUCUACGACAAUCUGUGGGUGCAUUGGCACGCCUUGCUAGGGGGCGUUGUAGCUGUGGCCUUGGCGGGCGGCUUAACUUUGCGCAAAUAUUUAAAACGCCAGCAGAGUUAUGAUCACUUCUAUGUGAUUUUCUACGGUCUGAUAUGCUACCUUAUCAGUUGUUGCUUCAUGCUGACGGGCAACUUAAAUAUUUGCUUUUACUUCGGCUUCAUCGGCAUUGGCACUACGCUCAUUCCCUGCUACAGCUACAUCAGUUUGCGCAGUUCGUCGCGUGGCCUGCGCCCGGCGCGCAUAGCAUUUGGGAAUGCACUGCACUUCGCCGGCUUCACGGUGGGCUUUAGCGUAUUCAACGAGUUCGAACCGAUCUAUUGCGGUUGGAUCUAUUUGGGCAUUUCGCUCUUCAUGCUCGCCGGUGUCGUGGUGAACGAGGUGCUCCAACAUUUGGGUGUGCACAAUUAUAAGGUAUCCUUCGAUCUGGCCUUCAAUCUGCUGAAUGAGGAGAAACUUGUGUUUCUGCCGAACAAAGCGAUCUAUGCGCUAUUUGUGGGUCGUGAUGACUACUAUGUGCAGCGCAAUCGUCAAUGGUGGGUUGUGGGCGUGGCUGCCGUGUUGAUGUUGGAGCGUGCGCUACUAUACUUAGCUUCGUACCUGCAGCUGGCUUGGAGCUCCACUUUUGCAUAUAUGGCAACGCAGUAUUUGUACGGUCCAUACGUGCUCUACACGUUCGGUUGUGCGUUGGGUAGCGCCUUGAUGGCACGUUACAAGCCGAAAUUGUUGUACCUAAUGUUUGGCGUUAUCAAAAUUACGGCGCUCUCUGCGUUGCUGGGUGUUUAUGACGAAAAUGCCACAGAGCAAUGUUUCUACUUUCUGUGCUUCUACUAUACCUGCAUCGGCGUGUAUUCUAGCGUGGUUUUCCAACUAGUGCUCGAAUGUACGCCUUUGCUCUACACCGAAUUGGCGCUCGCUGUAGCUUACGUUAUAGAACUGCUCGUCUUGGAAGUCUUAAAGUACGAAACGUUGGCAGAUGACAAUUGGCAAGAGUUGCUGGGAAUCGGUAUAUUCAAUAUACUAUUAACUGCAGCCUGCAUUGGACUUGUAUGUAUUUUUGUGCCGCGCUCACGUGGUCUCAUUGAAAUGCGUAAUAAACUGAUGGGUGUGAGACGGCGCCGACCUUCGACGCCACCACAAACCAAACUAUGGAAUACGAAUUAUUUUGUGUACCACGAUCUACAACCGGACGAUGUGCGUUGCGUGAAGUUGGAUGGCAAUCGUGUAUUUCAGCAGUACCCGAAAGAAUCAGAUGCGAGUGAGGAGCUGCCUAAGGUAGGUGAGCGGCUUGCAAGUAUUUGUUCAGGGAAGAAAAGUUUUUAUUGAGGAAAAUCCAGAAGGCCCU